This is a messenger RNA of Podospora pseudopauciseta, 1906 nucleotides long. RefSeq lists its product as uncharacterized. Lineage: Eukaryota; Fungi; Ascomycota; Sordariomycetes; Sordariales; Podosporaceae. The transcript has 2 exons. Gene Ontology annotation, cellular component: mitochondrial outer membrane. The record is from RefSeq and is a predicted model, not a curated record. The coding region runs from base 324 to 653 and encodes 109 amino acids. Gene Ontology annotation, biological process: mitochondrial outer membrane translocase complex assembly; protein insertion into mitochondrial outer membrane.
GACAACGAUAAGCCUUGUGGUGAGGAGACAGUGCGUAGACAGUGCCAGCACUCCAGCCCGCUACAGCAGCUACUGCAGUACCAGUGGGACAGAUGAAUGAAUGUGCUGGAUUGCUCCAUGCUUAGGUUGCCGCACCCAUACAAUACAUUCACCACUGCGCCGGUUGCCACGAGUCUUGUGUAGACAGUCCACGAUACCACGAGAGGGAAUCAUUCACUCUAGCGAAAGCUCUACCGAGACCCGAUUCACCCCCCGUCCUCAGACAUCGUGACGUACUCCAACCAACGCUGCUCUGCUCCCCACCUCAUCGCCCAAGCUCCAUAAUGGCGAGCACUUCAGACUCCUUCGUCAUCUCCGACAUGGCUCCCUCCUCAGACAACGACGAUGUCGAUUCCCUUCCAUCCAUCUCCAGCAGCAUUCUCGAUUCCGAAGACGAAUCCGAUGCCCAAAGGGAGUGGGAGACAAGUCUAGAGCAGCUACAGCUUUUGCUGACAAUGAUUAUUAUGCCAUUUGCGGGCAAGUAUCUUGGCCGCAAGUUUGCCUACUGGAGCUGGGCGCGGUAUAUGGAAUGGAUGCACAACGUCGAGAUCCGGUGGACAAAUAAGAGAGAGUUUGCGGCCGUGGGAGCUGUGCAAGCGGCAUCUUCGUUAUGACUUGGUGGUUUCACGGGCUGGGAAGAGCCAUUCUGAGCAGUACAUAUACUCUUUGCGACAACUGAUUAGAAGCAUUAUAUAAGGGGCGGCCCCGCGAAGCGUUUAUGGCGUUAUUGGGAUAUGUAUACACACGGCACAAAACAUGGGAAAACAGCUACAUUAACGGCAUACUGAACUUGUCCGUUCAAAUGCGCAGAUAAUACAACUGUUGGUAUUCAAGUCGACCUAUCGACAUCGUUGCUAUUUUGAGUGUACAGCUCCAGGGGCACCACUACCGCAUCCCAAACACACGAUCCCACUUAUAUACCAAACAAAGACAACCCGUCUCCCAAACCAUGUACCUAAUCCAUCAUUACAUGUCCCAGCCUUUGCAUUCCCAUCAUUUCUUAUCAUUACGAAGCCCAUGGAAUCUCCCUCGUCAUAGCCCUCUCGGCGUUGGUCAUUAAUCCUCAUUACAUUUGUUUCCUCCUCUUCCCGUCGUUCAUAACAACCAAAGGGAGCCAAUAAGUCAGCGCAGCUUAUACGCCAAUCUGGCUCAUAGUCGGACCAGUCCUCACGCUACCACCCCCCCUGCGAAAUCCCAUGAGGCUCAGCACCAGAACGGCCGUGAACAGCGGAAACAAGAACCACAUGAACACGGUCGACGCCUGGAUCUGUCUGCACCGCUUGGUAUUGUCGGCGCUGCCGUAGGCAAUCCAAUCGGCCGCCUUAUCGCCUGGGUCGGCGCAGUUAACAACUGUCAACUUGGCAGCCAGCACGAUGGCGGCGAUAAAGGUGAAGAGCGUAGCGGCGGCGUCGAGGGCGAGAAGGCCGACCGGGUAGGAGAGACGCUCAACGACGGUGGAAAUGAGACCGUAAAGGGCGGCUAGCCAGGUGAUUACAAGAACGAACAUGGUGAAAUUGAUGGCUGCUGUGGCCGACGAAGCGGCCGAGACGUUGGUAGCGAUCACAUUGCCUAUCAGGGCCGUGGUGAUGAGAAUGAAGAGGAGCUGCGCUGAGCGGAAGUAGAGCGGUGUUUUUUCCAUCUUGGCGAUUUCCUUGUGCGAGGUAGUAGCUGUCGUCGGGUUUUGUCGUCGGAACUGGAUCAAUUGGGCAAUUCGUGUAGGUGAGGUCUGUGACGUAAAUAGCUAUGGGUAGGUGUUGUUUUUUAAAAGUGUGCUGAGAAAUAUAAUACGACUCGUGGGAUAGUUCUGGUCUUGUAGGCGAACUGUUGGCUAUCCGGUGUGUAGGUGCCCAGGAAUGCGAGUCGUCAC